AUGGAAAGGCAGAAAAAGUUAGAGGAGGCAGCCGCCGUGGCUGGAAUCUCUCCCGAUGCAAUAUCACUACGGUCAAUCUCAAAGCAAUAUGACGAAUUCACGGCUGAGGAUUCACUGAAUCCACGCCAGUGGCCGUUAAGCAAGAGGGUCUGGAUAUGUGCACUAACUGCUUUCUCCAUGAUGGUAGUCACGUUUGCCAGUGCCAUAUUCGCGACGAUUAUCCCCUCACUUGUCCGCAUCCACGGCGUCGAUCGAGAAGUGGUUACGCUCGGCGUGUCUCUCUACGUGCUGGGCUUUGCCAUAGGGCCGGUCGUUCGGGCAUCGUUCUCCGAACUGAAAGGUCGCUAUCCUCCUUUCAUUCUCUCGAUGGUUGGCUUCGUGGUCUUUUCAUUCGGCACCGCCAUACCAAAAAAUCUCACAUCGAUCCUCGUUUGUCGAUGGUUUUGGGGAUUCUUCGGCGCCGGGCCUUUGACUCUAGCCGGGCCUCUGAAUGCUGAUAUGUUUGUUGGGAAAUCCCUUGGUACAUCAAUGCCUACUGGAGGAUUCAUUGUUGAAAACCACGACCUAGGCUGGGAAUGGACUCAAUAUACCUGUGGCAUUCUCGGCGCCGCAGCCUUGAUUCCUUUGAUCUUCGUCUUGCAGGAGACCUACGCACCUGUUAUUCUUUCAAAGAAGGCCUCCAGGAUGCUCCAGGAAACUGGUAACGACUCAAUUACCUCUCAACAUACUGAGAUCUCUCUUUCUCUGCGAAUAAUUCUUAUCGACUAUACUGCGCUUCCACUGAAGAUGCUGGUAUCAGAUCCUAUAGUUCUCCUGAUGAGUCUUUUUGAUUCAUUCGUCUGUGGUCUGCUAUACUUGUUCUUGGUCGGCUAUCCUGUGGUCUUUCAAAAGAUUCACGGAAUGAAACCGGGCGACGGUGGCUUACCAUACCUCGGCUUGAUUGUGGGGGAUGUCUUCGCCGUGUUGGCGAUUCUUUUAACACAACCUUGGAUCAUGAACAAAGCCAAGCAAAACAGAGGUGUCAUGAUGCCUGAAUGGCAACUUCCAGUUGCUGUACCUGGUGCCGUGGCCUUCUCUGCGGGACUUUUCUGGUACGGGUGGACUGGCUACAGGCGAGACAUCCACUGGAUCGUGCCGACUUUGUCAGGAGUGUUGACGGGCUUCGGCCUUUUGGCCACGUUCAUUCCUUCUAUUUCUUAUCUCGUCCAGGCUCGGUCUGAAAGGUGA
Molecule: messenger RNA, 1227 nt
Organism: Exophiala aquamarina CBS 119918
Lineage: Eukaryota; Fungi; Ascomycota; Eurotiomycetes; Chaetothyriales; Herpotrichiellaceae
Exons: 3
Coding region: 1-1227 (408 amino acids)
Biological process (GO): transmembrane transport
Molecular function (GO): transmembrane transporter activity
Source: RefSeq, a predicted model, not a curated record